GCCUCGUCCCUGCACCUUCAGAGAGACUUCGCUGUCUCACCUCUCCUUCUCACUUUUCCUCUUCUUUCCUCCCUUUCCCUUCCCCUCCCCUCUCUAGGAGGCGGGACCCAAGCGGAACUACACAGCUCUGGUACUGGAACUCCAGAAAAACUGAAACUCCGGGGUCGCUGCUCCCGUUUAGCCGAGCGCCUCUUCCCCCUGACCCUGCUCCCCACGUUCAUGUGUUUCUAGUUUUCUUCGAUACACCCGCCAGCCCCAGCCCCCGGCGCCACGGUGGCGCUGGCUGCGGUUGGGACAGGGUCCCCACCCUCACUAUCCCAGCAGCCUGUAAUCAGGAGCUCUACUGACGUCCAGCUGGGGGCCAGCCCGGGUUCCCGCCCCGGCCCUGGUUUAGUCCGACUCGAUUUUAAUUCCCUUGAGGCGCAGAGAUCUCGGGGGCGCCGCACCUGCCGGGCAGCCUGGCCGGAUGUGUAUAGGAGAAGAGAAGGGGCGGCCUGGGGAGAAGGGGACCAGACGUGCUAGAGACAGAUUCCUAGCUAUGGGAAAGGCACAGAGGCAGACCUGAUCCUCGGGAACUCACUGUCUGUGGCAGGCAGAGACUGGAAGCAACCCGGGCUUCUUCAGACAGCCUGGGGCCCAGAACCUAAUUGGGUCUGGGGGCCUACGAGACGGCGUUGUUUGCCCAAACGGGGUCCGAGCAUCCCCACAAGCCCUAGUUGCCAAUCCCCUAGGUCCCCGGCUGGAGCUGCAGCUGUUCUUUGGAGACCAAAAGGAAGUGACAGGGAAUUGUUCUCCCGCCUGCACCACCCCCCAAAAGCAAAAGCCACGGAAGCAGAGCAGUUUCUUCUCCUUUUAAGUGGUGUCCAAAAGGGUAAUGUCUGGGCCACAGAGGGCUGAGUGACGGGCUCCGGUGACCUCCGAUAAUGUCUCGGCAGCCAGCGGCCCUGGCCCCGGCUCUGGCGGUCCUCUUGCUCCUGCAGCCCCUGCCCCCCGCCAGCUCCCGUCCACCCUCGGGCCCUGACUACCUGCGGCGAGGCUGGCAACGGCUUCUGGAUGAGGGAGAGGGCUGUGGGCCCUGCCAGCCGGAGGAGUGCCCCACGCCGCGGGGCUGCUUGGCGGGGCGUGUCCUGGACGCGUGCGACUGCUGCUGGGAGUGUGCGAACCUGGAGGGCCAACUCUGCGACUUGGACCCCGAUGGGCAUUUUUAUGGGCGCUGCGGGGAUCACCUGGAGUGCCGCCUGGACGCGGGCGGGGACCUGCACCGCGGAGAAGUGCCCGAGCCCCAGUGUGUCUGCCGCUCGGGCAGCCCGCUCUGCGGCUCCGACGGGCGCACCUACGCACAGAUCUGCAGCUUCCAGGAGGCCGCUCGGGCCUGGCCGCAGGCCAACCUCAGCGUGAUGCACCCCGGACCCUGCGAAGCGGAACCCCAGAUCCUGACCCCACCUCGGGAUGUGUGGAAUGUGACUGGCCAGGAUGUGAUAUUCGGCUGUGAAGUGUUUGCCUAUCCAAUGGCCUCCAUCGAGUGGAGAAAGGAUGGGACAGAGACGCUGCUACCCGGAGAUGAUCCCCAGAUCUCUGUGCAGUUCAGGGGGGGGCCGCAAAGAUUCGAAGUGACUGGCUGGUUGCAGAUUCAGGCUGUUCGAAUAAGUGAUGAGGGUACUUACAGAUGCCUUGCCCGAAAUGCCUUGGGCCAGACCACAGCCCCAGCUAGCCUCACAGUGCUCACCUUGGAUCAGCUGAACAACAAAAGCAUCCCUCUACUUAAUUCUUUGAGCCCAACUCUUGAAGAGGAGGCUGACAGUGAAGAGGGGGAUGACUAUUACUAGCCUACUGUGGCUCCCUUAAAUAAUGCUCCCCGAAUGGUUCCUGGACCAGUUACUUCAGCUUCCUUGAGCAAUGACCAUUCCCUCUCCUCCCUUUCCAAAUGAUAUGGGAAGUGGAAGGCUGGGGAGGGUGUAGGACUUCUGAUUUCCUUGAGCUGGAAACAUACCAAUCCCUUGGGAUGGUGGUUGAGAGAAGUAUUUUUAGUGACUGAUUCCUUUCCUAUCCACAUGCCCAAAAAGAGGUGCUCUGGAGGAACAAUGGUCUCUAAUACAAUCAGGGAACAAAAAGGUCUGGGAAGGUCUUUUAUUGGAAUGACCUAGAUUCCGGGGGACCAUACAUUUAAAGGUAAAGAUGGCACAUAGGUACACAACCAUGACUCUUACAGGAAUCUGAGAAAUAACCUAGCUCUGGAGCUGAUGGUGAUGACAGAAAUCAUCAGCCUCCUGGAUCCAUCCUGAGUAGUUAUCCAGACUGGUAGGCUUUGGCCAAAAAGCUGAUGAAAUCCUUUAAUUCUCAACUUGGGGUAAAGGGAGAGAGAUACUUUAGUCAGAGUGUCUUGAACCCCCCCCCCCCACCAAAGUACACAAACUAUCUUCACUCCUUUGACUUUACUGAUUCUGCUCCUUUCCAACAUACUUUUCCUAUCCAGCUAUCCUUUGUAGCAGAAUAUUCCCCCAUGAAGCCUCUGUUCAUACCACAAGAUGUUGUCUUAUAUCCCACUCCCACAAGCUGUGUUUUAUAACUUAUUAUCUGUGCCCAUGUCUUUUCUGCUAUUGUCUGUAUAGGUCUCAUUUCUCUUUUUAUUUGUGUACAUGUCUUAAUCUCACUUACUAGAUUGUGAGCUCUAUAUUAGACAAGGAAACCUUGAUGUAUAAUUCACCUUUGUAUUCCCAUUCAGUUCCUAACCUUGCAGAUACAUAAAAUAAUGUUCAACAAAUAUUUGAAUGAAUACAGUGGAUAGGCACAAACACAAAGGGAGAUACAAACACAUGUCAAUAAGUGUGCAUAUGUAAACAGACAUAUGCUAUAUAUAGAUGAUAGCCUUCUUCUGGCUCUAAAUCCUAUGAUCUCAUCUCCAGCAUCCAAACCAAUGACUUUGUACAUAGGAGAUACUUAAUAAACGUCCUUUGAAUGUUGAACAAGCUCCCUUAUUUAGAUAC
This is a messenger RNA of Sarcophilus harrisii (Tasmanian devil), 2984 nucleotides long. It is a transcript of the gene KAZALD1, whose product is annotated as Kazal type serine peptidase inhibitor domain 1. Lineage: Eukaryota; Metazoa; Chordata; Mammalia; Dasyuromorphia; Dasyuridae. Gene Ontology annotation, cellular component: extracellular region. The coding region runs from base 924 to 1826 and encodes 300 amino acids. Gene Ontology annotation, molecular function: insulin-like growth factor binding. The transcript has 8 exons. The record is from RefSeq and is a predicted model, not a curated record. Gene Ontology annotation, biological process: regulation of signal transduction; regulation of cell growth.